This is a messenger RNA of Lodderomyces margitis, 975 nucleotides long. It is a transcript of the gene EST3, whose product is annotated as telomerase subunit. Lineage: Eukaryota; Fungi; Ascomycota; Pichiomycetes; Serinales; Debaryomycetaceae. Gene Ontology annotation, cellular component: chromosome, telomeric region; telomerase holoenzyme complex. Bases 1 to 975 code for a protein of 324 amino acids. Gene Ontology annotation, biological process: telomere maintenance via telomerase. The record is from RefSeq and is a predicted model, not a curated record. Gene Ontology annotation, molecular function: telomeric repeat DNA binding. The transcript has a single exon.
AUGUCUGGUAAUGAUGCGGACCAACGUAAAUUGCUAUAUCAAAAGUAUGGCUACGAGAUCAAUAAACUAAUAAGAGACCAUGAAAAAUUCGAGUCCAAGAUUGAAUUGUCUGAUGGAUUUAAUGUUAUCGAUGAAGAGCCAGAUAAACAGGAUUAUCAACAGUUACUUUUGACACAGAAUAAACCACAAGCUCCCACUAUACAAGGAGGCAAAAGAAAAAAGAGUAACAAUCAAGGAUUUAGAAACUUCAUCAAAGUAUCUUUAUCAUUCCGCAAUCGAGAAGAUUCAAUUAAACGACAAGAAUCAAGUUGGUUAUUAAAAGAUACUUUGAAAUCAAUCAAACAUAGAUCUCAGAAAUUAGAUCCUUUCAUCAAGAAAUGGUUUACUCCUUCAAUCAAAUCCCAAUGUUUCAUGCUCCGAUUUAUUGAAUUUGGCCAAACUACACCACCAGGCGGGGGCGGUGACGGUGACGGUGACAUCACGGCUAUAAUGAGUGAUGCCACGCAUAAAAUCGCCGUUAUUUUCCCGCGUAAAUCCAUUUUCCAAUACUUGGCUCGGGGGAAUUUACCCUUUAAUGAUGCAUAUUCCAUAAACAACUAUAUGCUCAUACGGCAAGCCCAUUUGAAAUUUGUAUCUCAUGAGUUUAUGUCGACCCAUUUCAAUUUGGAUCUAGAUAAAAACGUGAGGUAUUGUGUUUUACAAGUUUUACAAUUCGAAUUUAUGUAUAGUGUCGAGUAUUUCUUGGCCAAUCGGGUCGAGGGGGCUCCUCCUUUGGAAAAAGUUGUUAAUGAGAACGGAUCACAGUAUGAGGUUUAUGAUCAAGAAGACUUCGAUCUUGGUGGGGGGAUCAAUAGUGAUUGGAAGAGUACAGGAGUGCCGAAGUUUGACAAGUUGGGAUUGAAGUUGAUUUAUAAUAAUGAAUUUUACCGGAAAUUGUGUCGCUUGAAGAGGCCAAGUGGGGAGUUGCUUCAUUGA